Molecule: messenger RNA, 2775 nt
Organism: Cricetulus griseus (Chinese hamster)
Lineage: Eukaryota; Metazoa; Chordata; Mammalia; Rodentia; Cricetidae
Source: RefSeq, a predicted model, not a curated record
UGCGCCGUCCCCUGUAGUCUUACCCAUUCUCUAUCUUGUUUUCUGUUCCCAACCUGUCACUUCUGCUUUCUGGUAGAAGCUGUGAUGAAAGCAUGUGGAUUAUAGGCAUCAAGAGGCCCAAGGGAAGUCUCAGGCGGAAGCUUGAAGAUUCUGUUACUGAAGGUGGGAUGGAAGGGUGAGAGCUGUGGUAAUGAACGGGGAUUGGAGGAAUCUGGGGAACAGGACAUGGUGGUGUGGCUGUAGUCCUGGCACUCAGAAAACAAAGGCAGGAGGAGUGUGAGGUUAAGGCCGGCCUGAGCAUCACAGCGAGACAUUGUCUCUAUGAUGGCAAUGAUGAUGGUGGGGGUCAUGACGAUAUUGAUGGUGGGGAUGGUAAUAGUAAAAUAGUGAUGAUGGUGGUGGUGAUGGUGAAGGUGAUGAUGGAGAUGACAGUGACGAUUCCAAAAGACCCCAGAUAGAGGUCUCCUGCUGUGUGCAAGCAUGCUGGCAGUAGAGCCUGAAAUGCCUGGAUCUGAGGCUCCCCCUGAGGUUCCUCAGCAUUUCUCUAAUGCUAGCACACACCAAGCCACUGAGCUUCACACCCCAGCCUAGAAGAAUAUAGCCAACAUCAAGAUGGGCAGUGGGGCCUGGCGUUGGUGGUGCACGCCUUUAAUCCCAGCACUCGGGAGGCAGAGGCAGGCGGAUCUCUGUGAGUUUGAGGCCAGCCUGGUCUCCAGAGCGAGUGCCAGGAUAGGCUCCAAAGCUACACAGAGAAACCCUGUCUCGAAAAACAAAAACAAAACAAAACAAAAAAAGAUGGGCAGUGGUAUGAUAGGGAUGAUAGCCCUGCAAGUUCAGCUACUCAGGAGGCUGGCAAGAUGAAAACAAAUCCAAAGCCUGCCUGGGUUCCACUUCAAGGACAGCCUCAGCAUUUAGUAAAACCAUUUCCCAGAACUCAAAGUGAAAAGAGGGUUGCAGUGCGGUGGGAAAUUCAUGGGUACAGCGCUUGCUAGAUGAGUGUUGUCAAAGCCAUAGGAUUAAUCCCCAGAACCACAAUUAAUUAAGCAUGCUGGUGAGGAGGCUCAGUGGGUGAAGUGGGCAAUGUGGGCACUUGAUGCUAAAAGCCUCACAACCAGAGUUUGAUCCCUGAAACCCACAUAGUGAUGGGAGAACCUACUCCUGGAAGUUGCUCUCUGACCUCCACAUGUACACCAUGGUGCGCGCGCGCACACACACACACACACACACACACACACAAACACACACACACACACACACACACACACACACACACACACACACGUGUGCAUGCACACAUAUCAAAUAAGCAAAUGUAAUGUAUUAAGAAAGCCAUGUGGGUUCCUGUUCCUGUGUGGGCCAGGAAGCCCAGGCCUUCCCUGCUCUGACACAGUUAGGCAAACUGAUGCGGUGUCGACCCGGUGACCAUGGCAGUGUUUCACGACGAGGUGGAGAUCGAGGACUUUCAAUAUGAUGAGGACUCGGAGACAUAUUUCUACCCCUGCCCCUGUGGGGAUAACUUCUCCACCACCAAGGAAGAUUUGGAGAAUGGAGAAGAUGUGGCAAUGUGUCCUAGCUGCUCUCUCAUUAUAAAAGUGAUUUAUGACAAAGAUCAGUUUAUGUGUGGAGAAACAGUCCCAGCACCUUCAACCAACAAAGAGUUAGUUAAAUGCUGAAGAAGCCCUGAGGAACCCAAAUCCUAAGUAUUGGGGAAUGAGCCCAGGUUGAUGGAACAAGUGCUGGGUUAACAAGCUCUACAUAGGACAGCUGUCUUGUGGCUUAGUUCCAGGGUUGUGCAUCUUCAUCAGCCACUUGAAGUCAUUAAAAAAAAUGAGCCUGUGACAUGUCAGAUCUGGAUUUCAUGCGUACAUGGAAUUGGAAGGAUUCUUAAUUGUCCAUCUGAAUUUAAAGAGAAUGUCUUUUCUUUCUUUCAGUUGCAUCAUUUGAAUAUCUUAAAACUAAUUCAUUUUCUGAAAACAACAUUGUCCACUUCAAAAAAAGAGAGAGAGAGAGAGAGAGAGAGAGAGAGAGAAAGCCAUGUGUAGCACAAUGCCUGGCAUGGUAAGAGUCCAACAGGUGGAACUUCUAGUAUCCAAAUUGCUGAUAUCACUAUUCUUUUUUGUUUUUGUUGUGUUGUUGUUGUGAGACAACACUAUCUCAAUAUGUAUUACUAGCUGCACUGGAAACAGCCAUGUAGACCAGGCUGGCUUCAAGCUCACGGAGAUCUGCCUUCCUCUGCCUCCGAAUGCAUAUACCACCAAGCCCCACCAUCAUUUCCACAAUUCUCGAAUGUAUAGGACCUGCUUCAAUGUGUCCCAUGUCACUAAGGCAAGGGAGAAUAUUGAAUUCCUUCCCCUGAAAGGGAAGAUUUCCUAUGUAAAUCAAUUAGCUAUCGCUGCAUAACAACCAUUUCCAAUGUCACAGAUCUGCUAUGCCAGCAUCUUGAUAAAUGUCUGAAUGUCUGAGAGUCAUGAUUUUUGGGAGAGGCCCAGUGUAAAGGUCUGGCUCCUGGGGCUGGAGAGAUGGCUCAGUGGUGAAGAGCACUGACUGCCGUUCCUGAGGACCCAGGUUCAAUUCCCAGCACUGAUAUGGCAGCUCACAACUGUCCAUAACUCCUGUUACAGGGGAUCCAAUACCCUCAUAAAGACAUUCAUUCAUGCAGGCAAAACACCAAUGUACAUAAAAUAAAAUAAAUAAUUUUAAAAAGGAUCUGGCUCCAGUCCUUGUGUCACCAGCCAGAGAGGGAGGACAUUUGCUUUUCUCUGUGUGGCCUCAGUA